AUGCGUUCUGCGAGCGUAGCGGCCUUCUUCACAUCUGUUUCUGGUCACGUGACGCCCCUUCCCUCGACUUUUCCUAACUCCCAGCACCUGCUCUUCGAGAGCGUGAAGGAGGAUGUGGAGGGUGUAGAGAUGCAGGUCACAUCAGGUGCUUUUCCCGACUGGCUGCAGGGAACCAAGUACAAUAAUGGCUUUGGUUUGUUCGAAACCUGUCCCGCCGACGAGGACUGCUUCUCCAUUAAUCACCUUGCUGAUGUCAUGUCCUACUAUUCGAAGAUGGAAAUCAACAACGGCACCGUGCGCCUGUGGAGCAAGAUUCAAAAGACAAAGUACUGGCAAGAUGCCCAGAGGUCGAAGCCAACUUAUCGUACGUUCAAUGGCACUGAGCCUCCUUUCACGGCAGCAGAGACCAUCGACACCCUGACUCACCCGUUCAAGACCAACGACAACCUGAACGUUGCGAUUCUGCAGCUCACCACAUCAGGUCGCAUGUUUGGGGUCUCUGACAUGAAGGGCUUUAACGAGGCGUACGAGAAUCUGGAUUAUGUCAGUGGCCUGAAGCUCACAGAGAAGAACAAGCCAGCAAUCUCCAAGCUGCCCCUCCUGGGUAUAGACGUCGUGACCUGCGCCCACAUAGGCAACACGCUCGGCGACAAGUACGUCUACGGCUACAACUACCUGCUCAUUGACGGUCCUGAGAACGACCUGGCAGUUUGGCGUGUGGACAUGACGCAGCCUGAUGGGGGGGCUGGUAGCAGCUUGGUGCGCGAGUGGAUGGGCACUGUGAAGGUUCCAGGGGCUACCCACAUCAGCUACAUGCACACCUUCGCGAACACGAAGAACUACUUGGUGUUUGUUGGCUCCGCGUUUCAAUACAACAUCGAGGGGAUCCUCCGAUACACCAACAUCAUGAAGGCAAUGGAGUGGCACCCUGAGAAGAAAAACAUGUUAUGGGUGUACGAGAAAGCUUCCGGAAAGUUCAUCAAGACUUUCACGUCGGAUGCAUUCUGGUUCUACCACCUGGUGAACUGCUACGAGGACGGCAGCAAGGUGGUCUUGGAUAUCAACACCGUCGACUACCGGCACAUUGAAACAGCCUUCGCCAACGAGAAGCUGCGCUAUGACUACCCAUGGGAGUUCGAGGAGAAGCCAACCAUCCGAAUUGUGGUGGACACCGCAGCAGAGGCAGGUACGCACUUCCCUUAUGAGAUCCUAGGACCCAGCAUGGAUCUCACUACAAUCCAUCCCUACCUCCAUGGCCAAGACUAUCAGUACACCUGGGGUCUUAGCUGGAGUGGGAAGCACUUGUGGUGGGACAACAUCGUGAAGUUCGAUGUGCAGUCCAAGCAAAUAGUGGCAACAUGGCACAUGGAGGAUCACUACCCUGGGGAGCUCAUCGCUGUGCCAAGGCCAGGUGCCGAGUACGAAGACGACGUCGUGAUCCUGGUUACCAUGCUCGGAGGAGAUUCCGGCACCUCUUACCUGAUGGCCAUGGACGGUCGAGAUCUCUCCCCUUUGGCGGAGGCGCGGUCGCCGUUCCCAUUGCCUUUCGGCUCCCACGGAUGCUGGCAGGGAGCUGACAAGAGCCGUGGCUGCGUUGGUGAGACCACCGCGGACCCCUUUGGAAAGCCAGUGCAAUUCAAGAAGCGAGCCGUUCAAGAGGGCUUCACGGUGAACGGCUUCAACAUCGGCGCGGCCGUCGCCGCCGUCCUGGCAGGUCACCACCUGGUGGACAAGCACGGCCGGCGGCCGGCAUUGUUCAUCGGCUCCUUGCUGUUUGCCGUAGGUGGAGGCGUGCAGACAGCAGCGCAGAACACGAUCAUGCUCAUCAUCGGCAGGGUCAUUGCUGGAGUCGGCGUGGGCAUAACGUCCUCGGCCGGGCCAGCCUUCAUCUCCGAAGUCGCGCCGGAGAAGAUCCGUGGCAUGCUCGUAGGCAUCUACCAGAACAACGUGUGCCUGGCCAUCGUGGCUGCUGCAGUGCUGAACUAUGCGGUGCAUGAUGCCACGUGGGGCUGGCGCUUGUCACUUGGUCUUCAAGUAGCGAUGGGCUUGCUGGUGGUCCUCGGCUUGUACUUUGUUUGUGAGACCCCGCGGUUCUUGGAGAGCGCCGGGCGCUCGGACGCAGCCCUGCGGGUGCUGACGCGGCUCCGUGCGGGUGACAAGGAUGCAGCCGCUCACGAGUUGAAGGAGGUGCGGGCAGAGAUCGACACCGAGAAAGCUGCUGGGGACGCCACGUGGAGCGAGGUCUUCACCGUUCCCUUCUUCCGGAAUGUGGUGAUCAUUGGCUGCGCCGUCCAGUUCUUCCAGAUCAUGACUGGGAUCAACGCGAUUGUGAGCUUCAGCGGCACGCUCUUCCAGGCCCUGGGCCUUCACGGCAUCACCUUCUCUAUCAUCCCCUUUGUGGCCUUCACCAUCGGAAACGCUGUAGGGAGCUGUCUCUUGGUGGACCGCGUGGGCCGGCGGCCACUCCUGCUCUAUGGCAUGGUGGCCAUGUGCGUGACGAUGCUCGUGGGGGGUGGAGUGGCAGUGCUUGCGCAGGAUCCAGAUGGGCAGAUCGGCACAGCUGCAGGCUACACGAUCGUGUCCAUGAUCGUGGCGUACAUGUUCUCCUUCGGAAUCUCCUGGGGCUUCGGGGCCUGGCUGUACAUCUCCGAGAUCAUGCCGCUGCGGGUGCGCGGAAAGGCCGUGGGACUCUGCACGGCCAUGAACUGGGGUCCUGCCAACCAGGUAGUUGCAGGAUUGCUGUCAUCCGAGCUCCAGUUCUCGGGCAUGGCAGAGCCGGUUGCGAUUCGGGGCGUGACGUCGGCAGUCGAGGCACAGGCUGCCCUUUCAGAGAAGCCUGUGCCGAAGGCCGAUGGCUGGAAGAACGCCUAUGCCGCUCUGAUAUGUGCCUUCGUGGCGUCCACGGGCUUCUUCCACGGCUACGACAACGGGGUGGUGAACGACGUCUUCACCAUGCCCAGCUUUCGCGGCAUGAUGGGCUGGCCAGAGGAGGACAACCCCACGGUGGCCUUCUGGGAGGGCUUCACGGUGAACGGCUUCAACAUCGGCGCGGCCAUCGCCGCCGUCCUUGCAGGGCACCUUCUGGUGGACAAGCAUGGCCGGCGGCCGGCAUUGUUCAUCGGCUCCUUGCUGUUUGCGGUAGGUGGAGGCGUGCAGACAUCAGCGCAGAACACGAUCAUGCUCAUCAUCGGCAGGGUCGUUGCUGGAGUCGGUGUGGGCAUAACGUCCUCGGCCGGGCCAGCCUUCAUCUCCGAAGUCGCGCCGGAGAAGAUCCGUGGCAUGCUCGUAGGCAUCUACCAGAACAACGUGUGCCUGGCCAUCGUGGCUGCUGCAGUGCUGAACUAUGCGGUGCAUGAUGCCACGUGGGGCUGGCGGUUGUCGCUUGGUCUUCAAGUAGCUAUGGGCUUGCUGGUGGUCUUCGGCUUGUACUUUGUUUGUGAGACCCCGCGGUUCUUGGAGAGCGCCGGGCGCUCGGACGCAGCUCUGCGGGUGCUGACGCGGCUCCGUGCGGGUGACCAGGAUGCAGCCGCUCACGAGUUGAAGGAGGUGCGGGCAGAGAUUGACACCGAGAGAGCUGCUGGAGAGGCCACGUGGAGCGAGGUCUUCACCGUUCCCUUCUUCCGGAAUGUGGUGAUCAUUGGCUGCGCCGUCCAGUUCUUCCAGAUCAUGACUGGGAUCAACGCAAUUGUGAGCUUCAGCGGCACGCUCUUCCAGGCCCUGGGCCUUCACGGCAUCACCUUCUCUAUCAUCCCCUUUGUGGCCUUCACCAUCGGAAAUGCUGUAGGGAGCUGUCUCUUGGUGGACCGCGUGGGCCGGCGGCCACUCCUGCUCUAUGGCAUGGUGGCCAUGUGCGUGACGAUGCUCGUGGGGGGUGGAGUGGCAGUGCUUGCACAGGAUCCAGAUGGGCAGAUCGGCACAGCUGCAGGCUACACGAUCGUGUCCAUGAUCGUGGCGUACAUGUUCUCCUUCGGAAUCUCCUGGGGCUUCGGGGCCUGGCUGUACAUCUCUGAGAUCAUGCCGCUGCGGGUGCGCGGAAAGGCCGUGGGACUCUGCACGGCCAUGAACUGGGGUCCUGCCAACGUCAUGAGUGCCUUCCUGACGCCGCAGAUGAUCGCGUCGCCGCUUGGCCCGGGCGGAACGCUGAUCUUCUUCGGGUGCGUGUGCCUCGCCGUGAUCCCCUUCGUGCUCACCUGCGUGCCCGAGACCAAGGGCAAGACCCUGGAGGAGAUCGUGCCGCUUUUCCGCUUCUCCGGCUGGAAGGGCUUCAAAUCCUUCGCCCAGGCACGAAUUUAA
Molecule: messenger RNA, 4293 nt
Organism: Symbiodinium natans
Lineage: Eukaryota; Dinophyceae; Suessiales; Symbiodiniaceae
Source: the annotation of a GenBank genome assembly